Molecule: messenger RNA, 1734 nt
Organism: Musa acuminata subsp. malaccensis (wild Malaysian banana)
Lineage: Eukaryota; Viridiplantae; Streptophyta; Magnoliopsida; Zingiberales; Musaceae
Product: ACT domain-containing protein ACR10
Source: RefSeq, a predicted model, not a curated record
ACAGAGGACACAAAGAUUUGUCCGAGUCUUUGCGCAUCUUCCCAUCUUAUAGGGAAGCCAAGCGGCUGCGUCAACGCCUACUGCUGGUGCUCCACUCGGAGGCCGCCGAACUCCCAAGUCGGGGAGCAAGGGAUCGGGGAGCGGAGAGGACACGAACGAAGGGGAGGAGGAGAGAAGCGAUGGGCAUCCCGAGCGACGACGUGGUGAUCAUUCGGCCGCCGGAGAGGCCGGGAGAGCCGAGCUUGAUCACCAUCAGCUGCCCCGACAAGACCGGCCUCGGAUGCGACCUCUGCCGCGUGAUUCUCCUCUUCGGGUUGAACAUUGUACGGGGAGAUUUCAGCACGGAUGGUAAAUGGUGCUAUGUACUGUUUUGGGUGGUGGAGAGGGGUAGGAAGGCGACGAGGUGGGCCUUGUUGAAGAAGAGGCUGAUUGCGGCCUGUCCGCCGGCUUCGUCCCCGUUGGGGAUCGAUAGCUACUACUUCAACAGACGUCAGGAGACGGCCACAGAGCAGAACCCUCAGGUCUUUUUGCUCAUGUUCUCGUGCUACGACAGGAUGGGCCUUUUGCAUGAUGUUACGGAGGUAUUGUGCGAGUUGGAGCUUACAAUCAGGAGGGUGAAGGUAUCGACAACUCCGGAUGGGAGAGUCGUGGACCUCUUCUUGGUUACGGACACCAGGGAGCUUCUCCAUACAAAGAACAGGAAGGACGAGGCGUGCACUCAACUGAGUGCUGUCUUGGGGGAUUCUAUGUGCAGUUGUGACAUUGAGCUGGCAAGCGCAGAGCUUGCUGAAUGUUUGCAAGCAUCAUCUUUUCUACCUCCUUCUGUGACAGAGGACUUGAUUACCCUAGAGUUUCAAGAAGAACCUUCAAGUUCUCUUCCUAGGUCUAGUGUUUCGGUGGACAACUCUCUCAGCCAUGCUCAUUCACUGAUUCAAAUUCAAUGUCAUGAUCAUAAGGGCCUCCUCUAUGACAUCAUGAGGACCCUCAAGGAUUACAACAUCCAGAUUUCUUACGGGCGGUUCAACGCAGCCGAAAAUGGAAACUGCAACAUAGACUUGUUUGUGGUGCAAAAUGAUGGAAAGAAGAUUGUCGACUCCAACAAGCAGAAAGCUUUAUGUUCUCGUUUGAGAAUGGAGUUAUCCUGUUCGCUACGAGUGAAUCUGAUCAGCCGGGGGCCUGACACUGAACUUAUAGUUGCGAAUCCAGUUGAAUUAUCUGGCAAGGGCCGGCCUCUUGUUUUCUUUGACAUCACCCUUGCACUUAAAAUCCUCAAGAUAAGAAUCUUUCUGGCGGAGAUUGGCAGGCAUGUUGUUGGUGAUAGAGAGUGGGAAGUUUACAGAGUCCAUCUCGGCGACGAUCAUGAGCUUUGUGGAUCAAGGGACAAAAUUGUGGAGGCAGUGACAAAAAUGUUGAUGGGUUGGCACUGAUCCGGCAUCGUCAACGUUCUCUGAUUCUGAGGUUUAUGAAGUCUUCUUCUACGGCACAGAAACAUCUUCAGCCUAAAUCACUGCUCAACAUAACAUACCCAGUGGUGGUGUAAAUAUUUCUAGGGUUCAUAUACUAAGACCAGAAAGUGUGCUGACAAGUUACUUCUCUCUCACUAGUUUUGUUUUGUACAUGGUAGCUUUAGGCAAAUAGGAAUCCUUACUACAUCCAAAGUGACAGUAGAAGAUACAAUUUGUAUGUCCAAUAACUAGUAAUUACUUGUUCAUAUCCAUCCAUCUUGUUUGGUUU